This is a messenger RNA of Hibiscus syriacus, 1195 nucleotides long. RefSeq names its product salicylate carboxymethyltransferase-like. The transcript has 4 exons. Bases 62 to 1180 code for a protein of 372 amino acids. Gene Ontology annotation, molecular function: S-adenosylmethionine-dependent methyltransferase activity. Lineage: Eukaryota; Viridiplantae; Streptophyta; Magnoliopsida; Malvales; Malvaceae. Gene Ontology annotation, biological process: methylation. The record is from RefSeq and is a predicted model, not a curated record.
UUAAGCUAUGACAACAAAACUGGAGAUAAAAAGAUCCUUAAUUUAAGUUUCAAGUAUAGCAAUGAAGGUAGAGCAAGUUCUCCACAUGAAGGGAGGAGUAGGAAAAGACAGCUAUGGAAACAAUUCAUCUCAUCCAAGGAGUGUGAUAUCAAUGGUGAAGCCAAUACUUGGAGAAAGCAUAAUAGAGGUUUAUAGUGCAAUGUCAUCAUUCGAGUGCUUGAAGAUUGCAGAUUUAGGUUGCUCUGCCGGACCCAAUGCUCUUUUAGUGGUAUCCGAAAUCAUCGACAUCGUCGAUGAAAUAUGCCGAAGAUUAAAGCGUCCCCGGCCAUGUUUACAAGCAUUCUUGAAUGAUCUUCCUGGAAAUGAUUUUAAUGCAGUUUUUACCUACUCAUUACCAAGUUUCUACGAGCGUCUUGAACGAGAAAAAGGCACCAAGUUCCGCAAUAAUUGUUUUGUUGCAGGAGUUCCUGGAUCUUUCUAUGGCAGACUAUUUCCUCCUAAUAGCUUGCACUUUGUUCAAUCUUCUUAUGCCAUCAUGUGGAUCUCCAAGGCACCGAAAGAGUUGGUUAGUAAAACAGGAUCAUCAUUGAACAAGGGGAACAUUUGCGUAGCAAAAACAAGCCCUACGGCUGUGUUAGAAGCAUACUUGGAGCAACUCAAAAGAGAUUUUGAACUGUUCCUGAGGUGUCGAGCAGAAGAGAUUGUCUCCAGAGGUUGCAUGAUCCUAACAACAAUGGGCAGCAUCAACAGCAAUGAUCCCCUCACCAUCUGGGAAUUUGUUGGAUUGAAACUAAAUGAAAUGGUCGCUGAGGGUUUGAUCGAGGAUGAAAAAUUGGUAUCAUUCGAUUUGCCAUAUUAUGCAGCGAGUGUAAAAGAAGUGAAAAACGUGAUAGAAGCCGAAGGGUCUUUCAAGUUGCAAAAACUGGAGUCUUUCAGCAUAGAUAGGGACGAUUACAUAAAGAAAGCCGACAACGACCACGUGGUCGACAAGACAGCAAGAUCAGCAAUAAUUGCUAGAGAUAUUAGAGCGGUAGGUGAACCCAUUCUAGCCAGUCACUUUGGGCAAGACAUCAUGGACGAUCUGUUCUGCAGGUUUGAAGAUGGUGUGCUUGACUACAUGGAAGCCCAUAAAUGUCAGUAUAUUAAUAUAGUUAUGUCCUUGACAAAGAAGGAUGUAUAAUAUAUAAAAGGUUAA